Messenger RNA from Symbiodinium natans, 843 nucleotides. NCBI's taxonomy places the organism in Eukaryota, Dinophyceae, Suessiales, Symbiodiniaceae. The record is from the annotation of a GenBank genome assembly.
AUGGUUUUCACCAUUUUCACCAAGAAGCGAAAGAUACAACGAUCGCGGCUGGCUUUGGCUGCUGCGGUGGUUUGCGUCGUGCUUCUGUCAGACCGAGACCGGCAGGCGGUAACAAUUGACAGGACCUUUAUGAUGGCCAACUACAUCGGGGAUGCAAGCUUUGCCUUCACCGGGAGCCUCGCGGCGGGGCUCCAGGGGAUGGACUUGUUGGGCUGCAAUCUGGUGGGUUUCAUCACGGCCCUUGGUGGCGGAACAAUCCGGGAUGUGAUCUUGGGGCGCAUGCCCAUUUUCUGGACCACAAAUUACGACGAGGCUCUUUUGUGUAUGUUCAUUUCUACUGCCACCUUCUUCGGCUUGCCGUAUCUGGCCACGAGAUUCGGCAUCACCGCCGAAGGGGAGUUUGUCUUUUGGACUGACACCGUGGGCUUGGCGGCUUUUGCGGUGCUCGGAGCCCGUGUAGCCGCCUGCUUGCCCGACCACCAUGUCCACGCAGGCGCCUGCGCCCUCUGCGGCUUAAGCACGGCUUGCUUCGGCGGCCUUGUGAGGGACAUCCUGUGCCAGAAGCCACCCAGGAUCCUCUACGCGGAGCACGAGAUGUAUGCCACCCCCGCCUUGCUCGGGGCCUUGGUCUGCGUCGGGCUCAUGCGAAGUGGAGCCGAGACGCCUUUGGAUGUCGAGGGCAUGCUCUUGGGCGCAUGGGUGGUCAUUGCACUGCGAGUGCUCGCCCUGAACCACGGAGUUCGCUUGCCGGCUUUCCCGUCAGAAGUCGCUGCCAAAACCGUGCAGUGCUUGGGUGACUCGGAUCUGGACUCUGCGCAGGGACUUCUCAGGUCAUCAUCCUGA